AUGGCCUCCAUCAUCAGGUCAACAUUCAGCGCACCUCGUGCGCCUCUCUCUUUCGCUAGGGCUAGAUCAGCCGUGCCCGCCGCCAGCUUUUCCACCUCCCGUGCUCGACUCAACACCCCCAAAACUACCCCGGCUGAGGAGGCUGUAUUGGAGCCUUUCCCUUCUUCAGAGGCCGAGUCCCCUGCCGACCGCUCCAUGUCCUCUCACCAAACACCUUCAUCCUCCACCCCCAAACCCGACGUCGUCCCCAAUCACCAAGUUCUCCCCAAAAGAACUCCCUUACCCUCCGCUACCGCGUCCUCCUCCACCCCCGCUGCUUCUGCUGCUGCCCGCAAACCCUCCCACAUCCCCCAAAUCAACAGUGCUGCCACUCACAGGCCAGGUACUCAGAAAUCUCCAUACGCGGGCUUGCGCUGGACUCCUGAGCCUGUCACAUUUUCCUACCCAUCUUUCUCGAACAACGCCGAGCAUGCCGUCCCCACCCACACCCUUCACAUCAGAUCUACUCGUAACAAUGUCCUCAUGACCCUGACCGAUGGUCUUGGUCCCCUUUUCGGGACUGUCUCGGCGGGCUCGGACAAGACGUUCAAGAAUGCUCAGAGAUCGACCUAUGAGGCUGCUGCCCAGGCGUCGAUCAAGAUGUUUGACAGGGUUGUAGAGUGGUCGAGGGAGGCUAGUGGAGGUUCGAGAUCGAAGGAACCAAAGAUCAGGCUCUCUUACAAUGGGCUGUUUGGAUCGGCAAAGGAGGCCGUGACCACCACUUUGUCAGGUCCCCAGGGAGCUGAGCUGCGAAAGUUGUUGGUGCGGGUGGAAGACAGGACGAAGAUCAAGAUUGGUGGUGUGAGGGCCAGGAAGCCUAGAAGGCUGUAA
Molecule: messenger RNA, 870 nt
Organism: Cryptococcus wingfieldii CBS 7118
Lineage: Eukaryota; Fungi; Basidiomycota; Tremellomycetes; Tremellales; Cryptococcaceae
Exons: 1
Coding region: 1-870 (289 amino acids)
Biological process (GO): translation
Cellular component (GO): ribosome
Molecular function (GO): structural constituent of ribosome
Source: RefSeq, a predicted model, not a curated record